Funneliformis geosporum is the source of this 461-nucleotide messenger RNA. The record is from the annotation of a GenBank genome assembly. NCBI's taxonomy places the organism in Eukaryota, Fungi, Glomeromycota, Glomeromycetes, Glomerales, Glomeraceae.
CUGAGCUGGAGGAGGAGAACUAUCAUCUUCGUAGUGAAUUGCAGACAGAAGUUGAUAUUAACCGCCAGAAUGAGAGACGAAUUAAUCAACUGGAACAGGAUUAUGCCCGAUGUGAACAGGAAAUCCAAAAUCUUAAUAGGGAAAUAGAGCGUCUCGAAAAUGCUUCAGAAGAAGAGAUAGUAGAGUUGAAAUCCGAAAUAUCCAGCCUAAAAAGUCAGCUAUAUCAAGCUAAGAAAGAUGUGCGAGAUAAAGAAAAGUAUAUCUCUACUCUAGAAGAGCAAUUAAUUCUUGAUACAUAUGAAAGCGCUAACCCUUUCCCUGAUACACUUACUAGAGAAGAAAUAAUGAGAGUGGUCGCAAAAGCUUAUGGGCCACCUCCUAAACCGCAAAAGCCAGAAAAGUUGCAAUCAUCUAGAAUCGAUAGAUUAGAAUCAAAAAUAGAUGAAAUUGGAUAUCACUAA